Messenger RNA from Suillus subalutaceus, 2131 nucleotides. RefSeq lists its product as uncharacterized. The transcript is spliced from 4 exons. The record is from RefSeq and is a predicted model, not a curated record. NCBI's taxonomy places the organism in Eukaryota, Fungi, Basidiomycota, Agaricomycetes, Boletales, Suillaceae. The coding region runs from base 167 to 2131 and encodes 654 amino acids.
UGUCCACUAAAGCUGUUGUGGUUAUUGACACAGUGGAAUAUCCACAGCAUGGAUCAAUAAAUAGUGAGUUGGACAUCUUGGUCUAUUCAUCUCGCCUUUUCAAUUCCAAUCAUCUUCCUUCUAUCAUAUCGCUUAUACAAUUCCUGCAUCUCAAUUUUCAGUCACAAUGACAUCCAAAGAAGCCGUUGAAGCCAGGCUUAUAGGUUCCUUCCCAAGCCGCUUCGUUGGCGCAAUGCCAGUGUGCCAGUUUCUUGACUUCCUGCCUGAGACAGACGGUCGUCCAGCGACGCCCAAGGUGGUGUCACAAGAAGAGCUUUUGGCGUUACUGCGUAAAUUCACCACCAAUUUUGAUCUUGUCGACACCUCCGGUUGUCCUGACCCCUCUGUCGUCGUGGGUGGGUAUGAAUUCCAACCAACCGUGGGGUUAUACAAAAGUGAAAGCACUCGAAACGGAGUGACAGAUAUGUCUACGAUGGAGGCAUGGAUCAUCAUCAAGCCUUCCGUACAACAAGACCCCUUCAUCGACCCGCCGUCAAAUGAGGACUUCACUGCACCGAUACCUUGUCCUGAGGAGGACCUGCUGCCAUAUUGGGACACUAAAAGAGACUACUAUCCCAAGUUCGAGUCCUCUGACAAGCAGUCCAUCUCAACGCGCGCGCAUAUGGUGGCGUGCACCAAUGCCUUCUUCGAAACACAGUUCCGCCGCUUUGGAUUUUCUAUCCUCAUCUGUGGCUCCCGAGCACGUUUUGUGUACUGGGACCGCGCUGGUGCUGUCGUGUCUCGGCGGUUCGACUACACGAGAAAUUUCAUCCUAUUGACUGAGUUCCUAUGGAGGCUCAAUCGUGCGUCGCCUGGGGAUCGCGGUGUCGACAUGUCUGUGGUUCCCACUUCCCUUCCAGACUCUCAAGACAGCGCUAUUCGGGAGUUACUGGGUGUUGGGAGUUCCGACCCUCUGUAUGGAUACAUCGUUCCCGUCGAUACUGCCUUCCAAAACCCCAAAGACGCGGAAGGCCGUCCUUUACCAACUCAUCACUUUUACGUCGGCCCACGUCCCGCCCCAAAGCAGUGCGGCCUACUCGAGCAACGAACUCGUAGCUUCCAUGUGUGGGACGUUGCGCAGAAGAGAGUCGUUUUCUUCAAGGAAACUUGGAGACUUCAUUCCCAAGGUACCAGCACGGAAUCGGAAGUAUACAGGGAACUACACUCUCGUCGCAUUCCCAACAUCCCGACCUUUGAGCACGGCGGUGACAUGUCUGCCCUCGGAACAAAAACGAUCACCCACUUAUUCAACGAGGCUUGGUGGUGCUGUACACCCAACCACAAGGCACGCCUCCCGCUCGUACAACAUCGAAUCAUCCUUGGUAAUAUUGAACGGAACCUGAGCACGUUCAAGACGCCCAAAGAAUUUCUGACUGUAUUCAAGGAUGCUCUCACAGGCGAGUUUCAUCUCCACUUCUCAACUCACGAGAGUGCUUACAAAUAUCUUGGUCUUCUGCAUCGGAACAUCAGUAUGGAGAACAUUGGCAUCACCAGUGAGGGGUGCGGGCUUCUCAUGGGCUGGGAGUGCUGCUCUCCCGAAUCGCGCAAAGAGCUAUUGGAAAUCCAGAUGGGAACUCCACCCUUUAUGUCUGGUGCUUUGUUGGACCAAAGUACCCAGGACAAGCACCAUGUGCUGGCGGAUGAUUUGGAAUCCUUCCUGCACGUUAUGAUAUACACUAUGGUCCGAUACCUCCCCAAUGCGACGAACGUCGAGGACAGGAACACCUUGCUCCAAAUAUUUGACGAGGAGUAUGUCAUCGAUGAGGGGGGACGGGCCAUAGGUGGCUCGCGCAAGAGGAAAUACCUUGCUGACCUUGACUUUCCCAUUGUCAAAAAAUUCACGGCGCCCCCCAAGAUCACUACGCUACUGCGGGAGCUAUGCGAUUUGUUCCUCAUUCGAUACAACUCUACUCUCCGGUUCAUGGAGCGCCACACCCCCGAGACACGAUUUAAGACGCGAAGCGAUCUUUUGGCCUGCCACCGCGAGAUGAUGGCAUACGUGAACUUAUCAGUUCCCUCGUGCGAAGAUUGGCCCGACAUAGAUAUUAGUGCUUUCUACACCAUCAGGCCGGCGAAUAGAUAUGGCUUCUGA